Molecule: messenger RNA, 2238 nt
Organism: Megalops cyprinoides (Indo-Pacific tarpon)
Lineage: Eukaryota; Metazoa; Chordata; Actinopteri; Elopiformes; Megalopidae
Gene: opn3
Product: opsin 3
Exons: 4
Coding region: 122-1282 (386 amino acids)
Biological process (GO): visual perception; G protein-coupled receptor signaling pathway
Cellular component (GO): membrane; photoreceptor outer segment
Molecular function (GO): G protein-coupled receptor activity
Source: RefSeq, a predicted model, not a curated record
AUUACAGCGACAUCAGAAAUUCAAGACCAGCUCAGGAGAUUGCGGUUACCCACGGUGCCACGACGCCUGUAGCUAUGGUCAGUGCAUACAGCACGAUGCUGGACACGGUGCUCCACGCGCAAUGAGUCCGACGAAUGGAAGUGGGACUGAGGCAGAAACGGUUGAAUACCUUUUCGCUGCUGGCACUUACAAACUUCUUGCCUUCACCAUCGGAGCGAUCGGACUUUUCGGUUUCUGCAACAAUAUCAUUGUCAUUGCGCUGUACUACAAAUUUAAGAGACUCCGGACGCCCACGAAUUUGUUGCUGGUGAACAUAAGUAUAAGUGACUUGCUGGUUUCUGUUUUUGGGAUCAACUUUACCUUUGUUUCUUGCAUUAGGAGAGGGUGGAUUUGGAAUUCGGCAACAUGCAUCUGGGAUGGUUUCAGCAACAGUUUUUUUGGCAUCGUGUCCAUCAUGACAUUGUCUGCUCUGGCGUAUGAGCGCUACAUCCGGGUGGUGCACGCCAAAGUGGUUGACUUCCCCUGGGCCUGGAGAGCGAUCACGCACAUCUGGCUCUACUCACUGGCCUGGACGGGGGCGCCACUACUGGGAUGGAACCGCUACACGCUGGAGAUCCACGGUCUAGGUUGUUCCCUGGACUGGGCCUCCAAGGACCCCAACGAUGCCUCCUUCAUCCUCCUCUUCCUCAUGGGCUGCUUCUUCGUGCCGGUUGGGAUCAUGGUGUACUGCUACGGCAACAUCUUAUACACUGUGCGAAUGCUCCGGUCUAUCCAGGACCUUCAAACAGUCCAGAUCAUUAAAAUCCUUCGUUACGAGAAGAAAGUGGCUGUCAUGUUCCUGCUGAUGAUCUCCUGCUUCCUGAUCUGCUGGACCCCCUAUGCUGUGGUGUCCAUGCUCGAGGCCUUUGGCAAACAAAGCAUUGUUACGCCCACAGUUGCCAUAAUUCCCUCCUUUUUCGCUAAGUCUAGCACAGCUUACAACCCCGUCAUCUACAUCUUCAUGAGCAGAAAGUUCCGUCGGUGCCUGCUGCAGCUGCUGUGCGCCCGUCUGUCCCGGUUGCAGCGCAGCAUUAAGGACCGCCCCCUCGCCCACGUCGAGCGGCCCAUCCGCCCCAUCGUCGUGUCCGCACGCAGCAGUGUGGACCGGCCCAAGAAGAGGGUGACCUUCAGCUCUUCCUCCAUAGUCUUCAUCAUCGCCAGCAACGAUGACACCCACCACCUCGAUGUCACCUCCAAGAACAGCUCGUCUGAGGUUAACGUCAUCCAGGUACGGCCACUGUGACCCCCGCCCCACCACCCUGGGCCUGGCCUUUCGGUCUCCGUGGUUAUGGAGCAUCCCUUCUCCCCAGUAUAUCUCUGUGGUGCUUACUGCUCCAACAGGAUUUCAUUUCAAACCGUAUCAAAGCCAAAAUGCUCAAAAAAGGAAAUUUUCUUCUGCCGUUCCAAGCCUUAUGCAGAGCACCUUUCUGCCCCUCAGGAAACUAUUCAACUGACCAUGUCAGGCUAUACACACCAUCUGCACAAUAACGUAACCACCUCAGUAUAUGCAGAAAUUAAUACAGAGUCUUACCAGUAAUGACAGCCUAUCAUUUUGUAGUGAAAUAGACCUCAGUAUUUAAUGGCAUCUCUGGAAGUUACAGCUGAACUUGAACUGGAACAUGUACCUUUCACAGAGUUCUCUGAGUGCAUUGUGUGUCGUAGUGGAAAGUUGUGGUGAUGUAACCUCACACAGGACAAAACUGUAUGUUUCUGGAGAAGGGCUGCUGAAGGAUUAAAGGUGCUCCCGGAGUUUGGACAUGCCCAGUGGGCACUAGUGGAGACACCCGCAAGGACUGCAGCCACAUGCCCUGUGCAAUACCCUCCCAGUCAUGUACAGAAACAAUAAAGAAAUCCUAUUUUAAGGUACGGAUGUCACCUCUGUGAUUUAUUUUCUGUCAUGUUCUGUUAUAAAGACAACACUUGGAAAGAAAUGAAGCAAGGGCCAGUCUUUGUACAAAUACGUAUACGAAUAUACAGAAAUGACAGUAGCGUUGCAGGCUUUAGACCGGUUUUAGACAGAUUUUAGGCCAUCACCAUCUGGCCAGCAUGAUUAUACUAGUACCUCACCCUACAAAAUGAAGACAGUGUGUUGACCCUUACAAGAGUGCAAGAAGUGUAUCCAAAUAAUAUUGUGAUAUUCUCAUUUAAUGCUGAAAUAUUUUUAUUGAUUUCUUUUAAAUAUAUUUGUACAUUACUCAA